CCGUGUAGCCGCCCACCGCUCGUCUCUGCCGGCCACAGAGCCCGAGAGAGUCCGGAGGAACACACCGCCCCUGUCUUCUCCUUCUUCUCCUUCUUCUCCUUCUUCUCCUUCUUCUCCUAUUCCUUCUUCUUCUCCUUCUCCUUCUCCUCCUCCUCCUCCUCUCUCUGUUUUCUGAUCUCUCAUCCUGGAACUUAUCGUAACUUUGCGCACUGAUCCACUGACUCUGGAUCAGAUCUUUGAACAGCGCACAUUUAGACGCUUACAAACUUUGGAGAGUAGCGUCCUCCUACCCGGAGCUCCUUGUGUCCUCCUCCUGUCUACUCCCCUCUCCUCCUCUCUCCUCUCUCCGGGUUUGGAGGAGGCGGCACCAUGAUGAGUAACAGCGGCUUCUUGGAGCCUCAGAUGUUCCAAGGCCCCGCGGACCCCGGGCAGGAGGAGGAGGAGGAGAUGCCGGCCACGGAGAAGGACCUGGCGGAGGACGCUCCGUGGAAGAAGAUCCAGCAGAACACGUUCACGCGCUGGUGCAACGAGCACCUGAAGGUGAUGAACAAGCGGAUCGUGGACCUGCAGAAGGACCUGAGCGACGGGCUGAAGCUCAUCGGGCUGCUGGAGGUGCUGAGCCAGAAGAAGAUGUUCCGGAAGUACCACAACAGACCCAACUUCAGGCAGAUGAAGCUUGAGAACGUGUCCGUGGCGCUGGAGUUCCUGGAGAGAGAGCACAUCCGGCUGGUGUCCAUCGACUCUAAGGCGAUCGUGGAUGGGAACCUGAAGUUGAUCCUGGGUCUGAUCUGGACCCUGAUCCUCCACUACUCCAUCUCCAUGCCCAUGUGGGAGGACGAGGACGACGAGGACGCCAAGAAACUGACGCCAAAGCAGCGUCUGCUGGGCUGGAUCCAGAACAAGGUGCCUCAGCUCCCCAUCACCAACUUCCACCGGGACUGGAGGGACGGGAAGGCGCUCGGAGCGCUGGUGGACAACUGUGCCCCUGGUUUGUGUCCGGACUGGGAAACAUGGGAUCCCAGUCAGCCGGUGGAGAACGCCAGAGAGGCCAUGCAGCAGGCGGACGACUGGCUCGGAGUUCCACAGGUGAUUGCUCCAGAGGAGAUUGUCGACCCAAACGUGGACGAGCACUCUGUGAUGACCUACCUGUCUCAGUUCCCUAAAUCCAAUCUCAAGCCCGGCGCCCCCUUGAGGGCAAAGACUCUGCACCCGAAAAGAGCCAAAGCUUUCGGACCUGGUAUCGAACCUCGAGGGAACAUGGUUCUGAAACCAGCGGAGUUCCUGGUGGAGACAGUGGAGGCCGGACUGGGCGAGGUUCUGGUUUACGUGGAGGAUCCAGAGGGACAUACGGAGGAGGCUCGAGUCAUCCCCAACAACGACAGGAACAGAACCUACUCUGUGGUCUACCUGCCCAAAGUGGAGGGGCUUCAUAAGGUGAAGGUGCUGUUCGCUGGGCAGGACAUUGACAGAAGUCCCUUCAUCGUGAACGUUUCCAAGGCGAUGGGCGACCCAAGCAGAGUCCAGGCCCGUGGGCCGGGGCUGCAGACGACGGGCAACGUGGCCAACAAGCCGACGUACUUUGAUAUUUACACAGCAGGGGCGGGAGCCGGAGACGUGGGUGUCAUCAUCGUGGACUCUAACGGUCGCAGGGACACAGUGGAGAUUGUCCUGGAAAACAAAGGGGACAGUAUUUUCCGCUGCACCUAUGUUCCCGUCCUGGAGGGGGCGCACACCGUUUGCGUGACCUUUGCUGGGCAGCAGAUUCCCACAAGUCCUUUCACUGUCCACAUCUGUGAGGUUCCACAGAGCGCCCCAGCUCCCGGCUCACCGGUGCAGAUGGUACCUCAGUCCACUCGCACCCCUCCCUCAGACAGGACACGAAGAGCCCCCCCUCCAACGCCGCCCAAACCCAGUCGACCAACCUGCAACCCCAACACCUGCCGGGCGUCGGGCCGCGGUCUGCAGCCAAAAGGUCUGAGGGUGAAAGAAGUGGCAGAUUUUAAAGUUUACACUAAAGGAGGCGGCAGCGGUGAACUGGAAGUCACAGUGAAGGGACCAAACGGCCUUGAGGAGCUGGUGAAGGUGCUGGAGGUGGAAACCAGUCUGUUUGAGUGUAAUUAUUAUCCCAUCAUGACGGGAAAAUACAUCGUCACCAUCACAUGGGGAGGACACAGCAUACCACGCAGUCCAUUUGAGGUGCAGGUAGGUGAGGAGGCGGGGCCUCAGAAGGUGAGGGCCUGGGGCCCGGGGCUGGAGACCGGCGCGGUCGGGAAGAGUGCGGACUUUGUGGUGGAGGCGAUCGGGACGGAGGUGGGAACACUCGGUUUCUCCAUCGAGGGCCCGUCUCAAGCCAAGAUCGAGUGUGACGACAAAGGUGACGGAUCAUGUGACGUUCGUUACUGGCCGACUGAACCCGGUGACUUCGCUGUCCACGUCAUUUGUGACGACGAGGACAUCAAGGACAGUCCGUUCAUGGCUCACAUCCUCUCUGCUGCCAACGACAUCUUCCCAGAGAAGGUGAAAUGUUACGGCCCCGGUCUGGAGCCUCUCGGCUGCAUCGUCAACAAACCUGCGGAUUUCACCAUCGAUGCUCACGGAGCCGGACGAGGGGAACUGAAGCUCUACGCUCAGGACGCCGAGGGUUUCCCCAUCGACAUACAGAUCACAGAAAAUGAGGACAGCACCUUCCUCUGCGUUUAUAUUCCCACUAAACCCAUCAAACACACCAUCAUCGUGACCUGGGGCGAGGUCAACGUCCCCAACAGCCCGUUCAGGGUGACGAUCGGUGAAGGCAGUCACCCGGAGAACGUGAAGGUUCACGGUCCCGGCGUGGAGAAGACGGGACUGAAGGCCAACGAGCCGACCUACUUCACCGUGGACUGCAGCGAGGCCGGCCAGGGUGACGUCAGCAUCGGGAUCAAAUGUGCUCCAGGUGUGGUCGGAGCUGCUGAGGCCGACAUCGACUUCGACAUCAUCAAGAACGACAACGACACGUUCACGGUGAAGUACAUGCCCCCGGGUCCGGGACAGUACACCAUCAUGGUCCUGUUCGCUGAUCAGGAAAUACCCAUCAGCCCCUUCAGAAUAAAGGUGGAUCCCUCCCAUGAUGCAGCUAAAGUCCGAGCAGAAGGACCUGGACUGAGUAAAACCGGUGUUGAGGUGGGGAAACCGACUCACUUCACCAUCUACACUAAAGGAGCAGGAAAAGCCAAACCCAAGGUUCAUUUCACUGCUGCCACUAAAGGUGAAGCCGUCCGAGACUUCGAGAUCAUCGACAACCACGACUACUCGUACACCGUCCGCUACACGGCCAUCCAGCAGGGCAACGUGUCCGUCACCGUUUGUCACGGAGGAGACCCCAUCCCCAAAAGUCCCUUUAACAUCAGUGUGGCGCCCCCUAUGGACCUGAACAAGGUCAAAGUUCAAGGGCUGAACAACAAGGUGGAUGUUGGGAAAGAUCAGGAGUUCACCAUCAGCACACGAGGAGCCGGAGGUCAGGGCAAACUGGAGGUCAAGAUCACCUCGCCGUCUCGUCGACCAAUCCCCUGCAAGCUUGAGUCGGGCACAACCAAUGAGCUUCACACAGUUAAAUACGUCCCCCCUGAGGAGGGGCCGCUCAGACUGGACGUCUGCUACGACGGACACCCGGUCCCAGGAAGUCCGUUCACUGUGGAGAGCGUGAUGCCGCCUGACCCGACCAAGGUGCGGGCCUGUGGUCUGGGUCUUCAGGGAGGCGUUGUGGGUAAACCCGCCCCCUUUGCCAUUGACACAAAGGGAGCGGGCACCGGCGGUUUGGGCCUGACGGUGGAGGGGCCGUGCGAAGCAAAGAUCGAAUGUCAGGACAACGGUGAUGGCUCCUGUUCGGUGUCCUACCUGCCCACUGAGCCCGGUGAGUACGCCAUCAAUAUCCUGUUCGCUGAGCAGCACAUCCCAGGCUCCCCCUUCAAGGCCGUGGUACAAGCCGCCUUGGAUCCCAGCAAGGUGACGGCGAGCGGCCCCGGCCUAGAGCGAGGCAAAGUCAACGAGGACGGAUCCUUCACGGUGGACUGCUCCAAAGCCGGAGAAGCGGAGCUCACCAUCGAGAUUAUCUCAGACUCUGGAGCCAAAGCUGAAGUUCACGUCCAGAACAACAGCGACGGGACCUACUCCAUCACCUACAUCCCACAGGUCCAGGGCAUGUACACCAUCACCAUCAAGUACGGAGGACACGCCGUGCCCACAUUCCCUGUCCGCCUGCAGGUGGCGCCGGCUGUCGACACCAGCGGAGUCGAGGUCUACGGACCGGGAGUCGAACCCAGAGGCGUCCUGAGGGAAGUGACCACACAUUUCAUCGUCGAUGCUCGGUCGCUCUACAAAAGUGGCAGUCAAAUCAAAACCUGCAUCUCCAGCCCGUUAGGCGCCAACACAGACGCCUACAUAACCGACAAGGGCGACGGAACGUACCGGGUGGAGUACACGCCGUACGAGGAUGGUUUACAUCUGAUCGACGUUCUGUUCGGCGACGUCUCUCUGCCGAAGGGUCCGUUCAGAGUGACGGUGACAGAGGGCUGUGAUCCCAGUCGAGUACGAGCGUACGGUCCAGGUCUGGAGGACGGACUGGUCAACAAACCCAACCGCUUCACUGUCGAGACCAGGGGAGCAGGCACCGGGGGUCUGGGUUUGGCCAUUGAGGGUCCGUCUGAGGCCAAGAUGUCCUGUAAAGACAACAAAGAUGGCAGCUGCAGCGUGGAGUACAUCCCCUUCACUCCUGGAGACUACGACGUCAACAUCACGUUUGGAGGUCUCCCUAUCCAAGGAAGUCCUUUCAGGGUCCCGGUGCGAGAGCUGGUGGAUCCCAGUAAGGUGAGAUGUUCAGGUCCUGGACUGGGAAGUGGAGUCAGAGCUCACGUCUCCCAGACAUUCACUGUCGACUGCAGCAAGGCCGGCGUCGCUCCGCUGGAGGUUCAGCUCUACGGUCCGACAGGUGUGACGGAACCCAUCAGCAUCAGCGACAACGGAGACGGGAGUCACACGGUGAACUACACUCCUGCCAACGAUGGCCCGUACACGGUGUGUGUGAAGUACUCCGACCAGGAGGUUCCUCGCAGUCCGUUCAAGAUCAAGACGUUACCGGCUCACGAUGCCAGUAAAGUUCGAGCCAGCGGUCCCGGUCUGAACGCAACAGGGGUCCCAGCCAGUCUGCCGGUGGAGUUCACAAUUGAUGCCCGGGACGCUGGAGAGGGACUGCUCACUGUCCAGAUCCUGGAUCCGGAGGGAAAACCUAAGAAGGCCAACAUCCGAGACAACCGGGACGGGACGUACACGGUGUCCUACGUCCCCGACAUGACGGGACGCUACACCAUCACCAUCAAAUACGGAGGAGAUGAGAUACCGUACUCGCCGUACAGAAUCCACGCCUUGCCCACCGGGGACGCUAGCAAGUGUCAGGUUACAGUGUCGAUUGGAGGACACGGUCUGGGAUCAGGGAUCGUCCCGGCCGUCCAGAUUGGCGAGGAGACCGUCAUCACCGUGGACGCAAAGGCUGCCGGGAAAGGUAAAGUCACCUGUAAGGUGUCCACUCCUGACGGAGCGGAGCUGGACGUGGACGUAGUGGAGAACGCAGACGGGACGUUUGAUAUCUACUACACGGCCCCGGAGCCCGGGAAGUACGUCAUCACCAUCCGGUUCGGAGGGGAACACAUUCCCAACAGCCCCUUACACGUGGUGGCGACCGAUGAUCCCGUCAGCCCGGUGGACGUGAUGGAGCCUGUGCUCCGCCCCUUCAGUCUCGUUAUUCCCUUCACGGUGCAGAAAGGAGAAAUCACAGGUGAGGUGCGAAUGCCGUCUGGUCGAACCGCCUGUCCUCACAUCACCGACAACAAGGACGGAACCGUCACUGUGAAAUAUUCACCCUCUGAACGAGGUCUGCACGAGAUGGACAUUAAAUACGACGGGAACCACAUCCCCGGAAGUCCUCUUCAGUUCUACGUUGAUGCCAUCAAUAGUGGUCAUGUGACAGCGUACGGCCCCGGGCUGAGCCACGGCACCGUGAACCAACCGUCUACGUUCACCAUUGUCACUAAAGACGCCGGCGAAGGGGGUCUGUCUCUGGCGGUGGAGGGUCCGUCUAAAGCUGAGAUCAGCUGUAAAGACAACAAAGAUGGGACGUGCACCGUGUCCUACCUGCCGACCGCACCGGGAGACUACAACAUCAUCGUCAAGUUCGACGACAAACACAUCCCCGGCAGCCCCUUCACUGCCAAGAUCACCGGCGACGACUCUAUGAGGACUUCUCAGCUCAACGUUGGCACGGCAACAGACGUGUCCCUGAAGAUCACGGAGACGGACCUGACCAGUCUGACGGCGACCAUCAGAGCGCCGUCUGGAAGCGAGGAGCCGUGUUUGCUGAAGAGGCUUCCGAACAGACACAUCGGGAUCUCGUUCACGCCAAAGGAAGUGGGCGAACAUGUGGUCAGCGUGAAGAAGAACGGGAAACACGUGACCAACAGUCCCUUUAAGAUCAUGGUGGGUCAGUCUGAGAUCGGAGACGCCAGUAAGGUGAAGGUCGUGGGUCAGGGGCUGCUGGAGGGACACACCUUCGAGGUGUCCGAGUUCAUCGUGGACACCAGGAAUGCAGGUUACGGAGGUCUGGGUCUGUCCAUCGAGGGUCCCAGUAAAGUGGACAUUAACUGUGAGGACGUGGAGGACGGAACCUGUAAAGUCACCUACUGUCCCACCGAACCUGGAAACUACAUCAUCAACAUCAAGUUCGCUGAUCAACACGUUCCAGGAAGUCCGUUCACCGUGAAGAUGUUCGGCGAGGGGCGGAUGAAGGAGAGCAUCACCAGGAAGCGUCAGGCGCCCUCCAUCGCCACCGUCGGCAGCACCUGUGACCUCAACCUGAAAAUACCAGGGAACUGGUUUCAGAUGGUGUCGAACCAGGAGCACCUGACGCGGACGUUCACCCGCAGCAGUCACACGUACACCCGCACCGAGAGGACGGAGAUCAGCAAGACCCGAGGAGGCGAGACCAAGAGGGAGGUGCGCGUGGAGGAGAGCACGCAGGUCGGGGAUCCCUUCAGGGAAGUGUUUGGAGACUUCCUGGGACGAGAGGGUCGGAGCGGGUUCAACAGACAGCCACUGCAGGACGGUGAGGCAGGUAACCAGGAAAUGACGGCUCAGGUGACGAGUCCCGGAGGAAAGACGGAGGAGGCGGAGAUCAUUCGAGGAGAGGACAGCACCUACAGUGUCCGGUUCGUCCCUCAGGAGAUGGGCCCUCACACUGUUAAUGUGAAGUACCGGGGCCAACACGUCCCCGGGAGCCCCUUCCAGUUCACCGUGGGGCCCCUGGGAGAGGGAGGGGCCCACAAGGUGCGAGCAGGAGGAACCGGACUGGACCGAGGAGUGGCCGGGAUCCCGGGUGAGUUCAGUAUCUGGACCAGAGAAGCCGGAGCUGGAGGUUUGUCCAUCGCUGUUGAAGGACCCAGUAAAGCUGAGAUCACGUUUGAAGACAGGAAGGACGGAUCCUGUGGCGUCGCAUACGUGGUUCAGGAACCUGGUGAUUAUGAGGUUUCUAUUAAAUUCAACGACGAAAACAUCCCAGAUUCGCCGUUCAUCGUCCCCGUCGCCACUUUGUCGGACGACGCUCGUCGCCUCACCAUCACCAGCCUUCAGGAAAUGGGUCUGAAGGUUGGACAGGAAGCUUCGUUCUCUGUACAGCUGAACGGAGCCCGAGGUCUGAUCGAUGCUAAGAUCCACUCGCCGUCAGGAGCCGUGGAGGAGUGUCACAUCACCGAGCUGGACAGUGAUCAACACGCCAUCAGGUUCAUCCCGAGAGAAAACGGCGUUCACUCCAUCGAUGUUCGUUUUAACAGCAGCCAUGUCCCCGGCAGCCCCUUCAAGAUCCGAGUGGGAGAACCAGGGCAAGUCGGAGAUCCUGGUAUGGUGUCCGCCUUCGGACAGGGACUGGAGGGAGGAAUCACUGGUGUGGCGUCAGAGUUUAUCGUGAACAUCUGUAACGCAGGCUCGGGAGCUCUGUCGGUGACCGUGGACGGACCCUCCAAAGUGAAGAUGGACUGUCAGGAAUGUGCUGAGGGCUACAAGGUCUCAUACACACCCAUGGCCCCCGGAAACUACCUGAUCUCCAUCAAGUAUGGAGGUGGUCACGUGGUCGGAAGUCCCUUCAAGGCCAAAGUCUCAGGGCCUCGUCUGUCCGGCGGCCACAGUCUUCAUGAGACGUCGUCCGUUCUUGUGGAAACCGUCACCAAGUCGUCAAUGAUGGGCGGGGCCUUCGCCUCUUUACCCAAGUUCUCCUCAGACGCCACUCAGGUCGUGUCCAGAGGCGCCGGCCUAUCGAAGGCCUUCGUCGGUCAGAAGAACGCGUUCACGGUCGACUGCACUAAAGCAGGGACCAACAUGUUGAUGGUCGGUGUCCACGGACCGAAGACGCCGUGUGAGGAGGUGUACGUCAAACACAUGGGCAACAGGAUGUACAACGUCACGUACACGGUCAAAGAACAGGGCAGCUACAUCCUCAUCGUCAAGUGGGGGGACGAGAACGUCCCCGGGAGCCCGUUCCACGUCACCGUCCCUUGAACCUGGACUCGCCACGCCCGUCUCGCAAUGUCCACGAUGCCCUGAGACUGUCUCACACUAAUUUACACUGUCCUGUUUACUGUUGCUAAGGCAACGGUUUUGCCUUUACUGAAUCAGCAGCUCUGGUUGGCGUGAACAACGAGAACCUGCGUUAGCUUCGAACAACCAGAUCCUUGGCUUUAUUUAUUCUCUGAAGGUUUUAUUCUCUGACAGAAAUUGUCUUAUUAUGGAGGAGAAUCUUUGAGAAACAGAUUUUUUGUUUUUUACCACAUGAUAAGUCGCUUUAUGUGUGAAUGAUGAAAACAUCGUAUUUACAGAGUGAAGAGAUUUUCUAGUGAUUUUAUAUGAAUGAGUUUGAUUUGUUCAGUUUUCAGGAAGAAUUAAAGUUCUGCUGCUCGUCAAACCGA
Messenger RNA from Limanda limanda (common dab), 8981 nucleotides. Its product is annotated as filamin-C-like. Bases 370 to 8574 code for a protein of 2734 amino acids. NCBI's taxonomy places the organism in Eukaryota, Metazoa, Chordata, Actinopteri, Pleuronectiformes, Pleuronectidae. Gene Ontology annotation, biological process: actin cytoskeleton organization. The transcript has 48 exons. Gene Ontology annotation, molecular function: actin filament binding. The record is from RefSeq and is a predicted model, not a curated record.